AUGUCAACUCCGAAGAUCUUGGGUCUUGGAAUGGACAUCGAGGGCGAAUGGGUCCCAUCUGCGGUUGUGGUCUCAAUGCUGCUGCUGGCAUCUGUGCACCUAUGCUUGACGAAGUCCGAUAUGCACCUCGGGCUGGCAGCACUUCGUGAGCUCUCGCACAAGGUCCCGAGCCAGCACGAGCUGGAUCGACAGGAGCGAUUUGAGGCGGAGCUGCUGAAAGUUCGGAUAGACAUCUUUGAAAGGCUUCGACGUGUUGGGAUUCACGUGGUCUUUGCAGUUAACCUUGUCAUGAUGCAGCAGCUGCUGGUGAAUCCCAGCCUGUCUUCAGCCAUGGCACUUCUGGCCCCCCUGGUGGAAUAUGGCCUGCACACUGUCCUGCAAGCAGGUUUCGUAAAGAUCCAAGCGUUGAGCCACUUUCGCAUCAUGCAAAGUCUUUUGGUCGGUUCCUACGCUGUCUGGACCUACGGUGUUGUGUCGAAGGAGACGGACCUUCACGCCAUUACUGCCAUGGAAAAGCUUGCAGCUGCCGGACUUGUGGUUCAAUCUGUGGCUUUCAUUGAUUGGAAGGUACCGAUCCCCACCUAUAUCUUGGGAGCCACAGCGGUCACUUUGAAACAAUGGCAGAUAGGCGGCCCUGUUACUCCCAUGAUGGUCUUAUCAAGUGUGCUCUCGCAUGUUCUGUUAGCCGGGAUGAUGUUCUGCUUGGUGUAUGUCAUACAAUGCCACAUUGCUGCAAGAUUGGAAUCUGAUGAUGCGUCCUCUCUCCUUCUGGCAUCGCGUGCUGUUUUGAGGGGGGUCUGUGACGGCGACCUGGUUUUGGACCGUUGCAGUCACUGCAUUGUGAAGGAUUCCACCACGUUGGAACGGCUCUUGAACAUCAAGAGGAAGUUGAGUGGGAGCAGUUUUUUGGAUCUCUUUCUGGAUGCAGGUGGUCGGCAACAAUUUUUGCAGUUUCUGCAGAGUGAAGCCGCCCUCAAACAAAACAAAGCAGACAUCCCGCCUUGCUUGCGGAUCAUCUUGCAGGGUGCUCAUGGCCUGGUGUCCACCGAUGUCUUUUGCACAAGCUGUGCUGUAGCAGGACAUGACUACUACCUCCUGGCCUUUCGUGCUGAUCCGGAUCAGUUUGGUAUCCCCCCUGACGCCCAUGGUCCACAUGGCCCAUGGCACUUCGAUCAGCAACGGCAAGUGCAGCCAAGGCAGCCUUCAGAGAGCACAGACGAAGUGGUAAAGGCCAUCAGGCAGCUCGUGCAGCUUCGUUUUCUCGUGGACAUCGACACGCCGCGGCUGGACAUCGAGGAAGCCACCCUGUCUUUCUCGCGCUCGCAGGGCUCGCACCACAGAGAUGGCAUGCCGACACUGCGCAGCUUCGUUUGCGUCAACGAUUGGCAGCGAGUGAAGGAUCUCUUUCGCAGUGCCAAGGAGAGCCUCGCGGCCGAACACGGCGAACACACCGAAAAAGUCUGGCGCUUCCCUUCAAGCCUGUUGUUUCGGAUCCCUGGCCGCCCCGGCAAUUACCUCCGUGCCAGAAGUGCUGUGGUCUCAGUUGGGGAUGGAGAUGAAGAGACGGAAGGUCCACCGGAGUUUGUUGAGUUCCACUUGGGUUCCUUUGACCUCAAACAUCUUCGCAAGCCACGAGAGCAUGACCUCGAGAGCAUCGGUGAAGAUGAGGAAUAGCAGAGGGCGGGUCACCCCAUAGUUUUUGAAAAAGGUCUUUGCUAGUGUAUUCCAGCUAAAGUCUCAGCAUGUCUCACAUCUGCCAAAAGACAGCCUCGCUUGAGAUUGUGAUUGA
Cladocopium goreaui is the source of this 1789-nucleotide messenger RNA. NCBI's taxonomy places the organism in Eukaryota, Dinophyceae, Suessiales, Symbiodiniaceae. The record is from the annotation of a GenBank genome assembly.